CCAAACCGAGUAAAAACGCUUCGGCUCCAUGGACGACUCCGCCGGCACGCUUCUUCCGCCCUUGUUCUUUUACCAGACGGAGAAAACACAACGACCGAUUCUUGUUUUCCUUAAAAAAAGUCCAACCUACUCGCUCUCACGCAACCACCACUUUCCGUACUUCCUCCCUGGUUUCGAAUUGAUUCCCACAACCUGUUCCCGACAACCGAGCGGGCGGAGGAACAACCUUCUCUGCCACCAUGGACGGCAACCAAUACCCUCCUCCUCCGCCGCUGUACGGAUAUCCAAAUCCUUAUCCUCCUCCUCCUCCCUAUGACAAUUUCGCAUCACCGCCGCCGGCGGAUCCCUAUCUCUACCAUUUCUCCUCCUUCUCAUCACCUCCACCGCCGUACCCUAUUCCCCAACUCAACCACUCCGGAUCCUCCUACUACCAGGCGCCUCCGCCGCGCUCCUAUCCUCCGCCUCCACCGCCCUCCUACCCUCCGCCACCGCUGCCGCCGAAUAAUUCUUAUGAUCCCCUGCUCAGCUCGCGACCAGAUGCCCCGCCUUAUGUAUUCCCUCACUCUGAUUCCUUCUACCCCAACUCCUCCAGCUUCCAUUACCCUGAUGCCUCUCCCUCAGCCUCCAAUCACCGCCCUUUCGCUUCCCCCUCCGCUCAAUCCUCCUUCUCCUCCUCGUCUUCGUCGAUCUACCCCAUCGAUGACCUCCUCGCCAACGUACGGCUCCAUGAUCAGCCGCCUAGCGCGCCUCUCGAUUCGGCUUCGCCGCUUCCUCAGCCGGGAACCUAUGGAUAUCAGCACCAGUCCUCCUCGGGGAGGUUGUCGUACGAUUCCACUCAGGCCGGUGGGUCACAGCAUGGGGCGAUCGUUCCUUUCUCAGGAUCUUCGCAGGGUGGUGCGUCGCUGAAGGUGCUGCUGCUCCAUGGGAACCUGGAUAUCUGGGUGUACGAGGCGAGGAACCUUCCCAACAUGGACUUGUUCUCUAAGACUGUGACCGACAUGCUCGGGCCGCGGAUAACGAGCGUCGUAAGCGGGAAGGUGGAGCACAUGACCUCGAUAACCAGCGACCCCUAUGUGACCAUAGCAGUGUGUGGUGCAGCAGUCGCCAGGACAUAUGUGUUGAGUAACAGCGAGAAUCCUGUUUGGACGCAGCAUUUUAAUGUCCCAGUAGCGCACCACGCGGCCGAUGUGAAGUUCAUCGUCAAAGACAGUGAUGUCGUUGGGGCGCAGCUCAUUGGCACGGUUUGUGUUCCAGCAGAGGAGAUUUACUCCGGCCAGAAGGUGGAAGGAACUUACCCAAUUCUUGGUCCGAAUGGGAAGCCAUGCAAGCCUGGUGCUGUCUUGCGAUUAUCAAUACAGUAUUUCCCAAUGGACAGUCUCAGCAUUUAUCAUGGCGGAGUUGGUGCGAGUCCUGACCAUGGCGGUGUGCCUUGUACCUAUUUUCCCCUCAGGAAAGGUGGGAAGGUCACACUUUAUCAGGAUGCUCAUGUUCCCGAUGGUUGCCUCCCGAACGUGAUGCUGGGAAAUGGUGCAAAUUACGUGCAUGGAAGGUGCUGGCAUGAUAUAUUUGAUGCAAUAACCCAGGCACGCCGCUUGAUAUACAUUGUUGGUUGGUCAGUUUUCCACACAGUCCGUCUGGUAAGGGAUGCUGAUUAUUCAUCAAUUCCAACGCUAGGAGAUCUACUUAAGUCAAAGUCACAAGAAGGAGUUCGAGUCUUGCUUCUCAUAUGGGAUGAUCCAACAUCAAGGAACGUCCUGGGCUAUCGAACAACUGGCAUAAUGGGAACCCGUGAUGAAGAGACUCGUCGGUUUUUCAAACAUUCUUCAGUGGAAGUGAUACUUUGUCCCCGUUCAGCUGGCAAAAAACAUAGCUUUGUCAAGCAACAGGAAACCGGAACUAUCUACACGCAUCAUCAGAAACAGGUGGUUGUAGAUGUUGAUGCUGGUUAUGGAAAAAGGAAAAUAAUAGCUUUUGUUGGAGGUCUUGAUUUAUGCGGUGGACGAUAUGACACUCCUAUACAUCCUCUAUUCAGGACAUUACAAACACUGCAUAAGGAUGACUAUCACAAUCCUAAUUUUGUGAAUGCUGAUGAGAGUGGCCCAAGAGAACCAUGGCAUGAUUUGCACUCUAGAAUUGAUGGUCCAGCAGCUUACGAUGUUCUCAGAAACUUUGAGGAGCGUUGGUUAAAAGCUUCUAAACACCGUGGGAUUAAAAAAUUGAAAUCACAAGAUGAUAAAUUGCUUAAGAUUGAAAGAAUACCAGAAAUUGUAGGGAUUGCUGAUUCAUUAUACAUGAAUGAUAAUGAUCCAGAGACUUGGCAUGUUCAGAUUUUCCGAUCAGUAGAUUCUAAUUCUGUGAAAGAUUUUCCAAAAGAUCCAAGAGAAGCUACUAUUAAGAACCUCAUUUGUGGGAAGAAUGUACUGAUUGAUAUGAGCAUACAUACAGCUUAUGUACAUGCAAUUCGAUCUGCACAACACUUCAUUUACAUCGAGAAUCAGUACUUCCUUGGUUCAUCUUUUAAUUGGGAUUCAAACAAAAGUCUAGGUGCUAAUAAUUUGAUACCUAUUGAAAUUGCCCUUAAGAUAGCAGACAAAAUCAAAGCAAAUCAGAGGUUCUCUGUAUAUAUUGUCAUUCCUAUGUGGCCUGAGGGUAAUCCAACUGGUGCUGCUACACAAAGGAUUCUUUUUUGGCAGAACAAGACUAUGCAAAUGAUGUAUGAAACCAUCUACACAGCCUUAAAAGAAGUUGGGCUGGAGAAUACUUAUGAGCCGCAAGAUUAUUUGAACUUCUUCUGCCUUGGUAAUCGUGAAGCUAUAGAUCUUAGCAACUCAAAUCCCAAAGCAGAAGCUUCUCCUCAAGCUCUUGCUAAGAAGAAUAGACGCUUCAUGAUCUACGUGCACUCAAAGGGUAUGAUAGUGGAUGAUGAAUACUUGAUCUUGGGAUCAGCAAAUAUCAAUCAGAGAUCACUAGAAGGUACCAGGGACACUGAGAUUGCAAUGGGAGCAUACCAGCCCCAGCAUACAUGGGCAAGGUGGCCUUCUGGUCCUCGUGGACAGAUUUUUGGGUACAGAAUGUCACUUUGGGCUGAGCACACUGGAACCAUUGAGGAAUGCUUUACCCAUCCAGAGAGCCUUGAGUGUAUGAGACGUGUUCGUAAUAUUGGUCAUAUGAAUUGGAUGCAGUAUGUGGCUGAUGACGUAACAGAAAUGAGGGGCCACCUAUUAAAGUAUCCAGUUGAUGUUGAUAGGAAUGGCAAGGUGAAGCCCAUUCCAGGAUAUGAAAAAUUUCCCGAUAUUGGGGGAAACAUCUGUGGAUCAUUUGUUGCCAUUCAAGAGAAUCUUACCAUAUAAGUUCUUCACUAUCAUCCUGAUGAAUGUUUUUCAGCACUGCUUCAUUAAAGAAUAAGGGACCUUCACUUGUGAUUGCUGUACAGCAGAUAGUUUGAAUCGUUGAAGUUCUGACUGAUCACUUGUACCAUAUGGCCAACCACCACUCUAUUUCAGGAAUGACAAGCCCUUGCAGUUGGCGGAUACUGCAGAAGGUUUGGCUAAUAAACUUCGAUCUUGUGUAUUCUGUAAUUUUAUGGAGACUACUCCAGGACGAUUCUUAAUUUUAUAAACUGCUCAAAUACAUCCACCUCCCUCGAUAAGUCAAAUUUUCAGUACUUUUUGCCAAAUAUUUGGGCUUCAGGUUU
This is a messenger RNA of Zingiber officinale, 3694 nucleotides long. RefSeq names its product phospholipase D gamma 1-like. The coding region runs from base 240 to 3350 and encodes 1036 amino acids. NCBI's taxonomy places the organism in Eukaryota, Viridiplantae, Streptophyta, Magnoliopsida, Zingiberales, Zingiberaceae. Gene Ontology annotation, biological process: phospholipid catabolic process. The transcript is spliced from 10 exons. The record is from RefSeq and is a predicted model, not a curated record. Gene Ontology annotation, cellular component: plasma membrane. Gene Ontology annotation, molecular function: D-type glycerophospholipase activity.